AUGACCGUGUGGGCAGUUUGGGUGGCUGUCCUGAUCGCCAUGCUCACUACCCCAGUGAGGUCAACGUCCGCAAUACCUGACGUGAACCUCGGCUCCAACACUGAACAAACGCCUACUAUGGAUUCAACCACCAGUGCAGAGCUGGCGACUACACAACUGACGACGACAGAAGAAACUACCGCGGCUUCGGAGUCAGUCGCAACAACGGACCGAACAAGAACCACCACUUACACAGAGACUACCGAGCCGGCAACGACUUCGAUGGUGGUGACAACUCCUGAUGUUACUACACUCCUCACUACAACUGGGGUAUAUUCACCGACACCAGGAUUUUGCCCACUCUACUGUGGUUGCAUGGCUGACCAGCUGACCGUGUACUGUCAAAGCUACGAGAAUAUCCACUCGGUUCCCCGAGACAUCCCUGCAUGGGCUCAGACCCUCUGGGUGACCCAGUCCAACAUCCCUCGUCUGGAGACGAACUCAUUCCAGAACCUUACAGAACUGCAGACACUCAUGCUCUUCACGAACGGCAUCCAAGAGAUCGCUGAUGGAGCGUUCAGCGGUCUCUCCUCGGUCACAUCUGUGGACCUGGCCUCCAACAUGAUACAAACCAUACAAGACGAUACUUUCCUGGGACUUGAAAACCUAGAAUCCUUAGAUCUCACCGGUAACGGUAUCCAGACAUUGCCGCAAAAUGCCUUCCAACAUACCCCUAACAUCAAGCAUCUGAUUCUUACCUGGAACAGGUUUCAGACAUACCCCACUGAAGCCCUCUCUGCUCUAACCAACCUAGAGCAGUUGUACUUUGCUGCGACAAAAAUCACAACCAUCCCCGCGAACAGUAUUUCAACCAUGUCAAACUUGACCGUCCUUUUUCUUCAGGUCAACGAACUAGAGUCCAUUGACCCCAAAGCCUUUGCAACCCCAGGCCCGUCGACUCUUAGAGAGCUCUACCUCCUAGGCAACAAGUUGACCACAGUUCCCCGCGACUCGUUUGUACCUUCCAUGCGAAAGCUAGUACUCUCCGAAAACCCCAUCGCCCAAAUUCAAGAUGGCGACUUUUCUGUGCUAACCAACCUCGAAACGCUGGAACUGAAAAAGAUGGGCCUGGGUGACUUAGCCGUGGGGUCGUUUCGUUCCCUGAAUAACAUACAAGAGAUUGACCUGUCCGAAAACGAACUGAAAUCCCUGAAUAAGAGUCAGUUUAGUGACUUACCGACCAUUCAGAAUUUGACCCUAGAUGGAAACCCUUGGUUGUGUGGCUGUGAGUUGUGGAAAACGGCUCACUGGUUUGGAGAAGCGAACAUCACAACUGAUAGAGUCAAGUGUGAGACGCCCAGUGGGCUGAGAGGUAGAUAUGUGCUCGACCUCUCCGGAAGUGACGUCGGUUGUGACGUCAACUCCGGGAAGAUUUGGGGGCAAACUGUUUGGUUUGUGCUCAUGUUACAAGUUGUGGUCUAUGUUUGCCACAUUGUGUGAAUU
Messenger RNA from Branchiostoma belcheri (Belcher's lancelet), 1482 nucleotides. Its product is annotated as carboxypeptidase N subunit 2-like. The record is from RefSeq and is a predicted model, not a curated record. Gene Ontology annotation, molecular function: protein binding. Gene Ontology annotation, cellular component: plasma membrane. Lineage: Eukaryota; Metazoa; Chordata; Leptocardii; Amphioxiformes; Branchiostomatidae. Bases 1 to 1479 code for a protein of 492 amino acids. The transcript has 3 exons.